GGCCAGCGAGCGGGGGUAACGUCGUCACCCUAACGCCGCCGCCGUGGCCGGGAGCGGAGCCCGCGGCGCAGCCCUAUAACGCCGCCACCCCAUGGCCUCCUGCGACGACGACUUCGGCCUCCUCGGUGACGACGCCCACCCCGCUCCCCAGCCUUCCGCCCAGCCGGCCCCGCCGCAGCAGGCCCAGGGCUUCUGCUUCGUCGAAGCCCCGGCCGCGGGCUCCGGCGCCGGCCCCGGCCCCUUCGCGCCGGCCCGGGAGGAGGGCAACCACAGCUCCGACCGCGGGAAGGCGUCGCACCACACCAAGCGGCGGAGGGACCGCGCGGAGGAGUUCAGCGAUGGGGGCGAGUACUGCUCCUACAUCAGCGGCGGGGGGAGGAAGGGCCGUGGCGGCGCCGUCUCGUCGGACUACCGGAAGGAUCGGGAGGAGUGGACGGACGGCGCCAUCAGCAGCCUCCUCGACGCAUACAUGGACCGGUUCGAGCAGCUCAACCGAGGGAAUCUCCGGGGGCGGGACUGGGAGGACGUCGCCGCUGCCGUUACCGACGGGCAAGGCAAGAGCAGCGGGGGCAAGAGCGUGGAGCAGUGUAAGAAUAAGAUCGACAACCUCAAGAAGCGGUACAAGGUAGAGUGCCAACGCAUCGCCGGCUCCGCCUCGGCCAGCCUCUGGCCCUGGUACAAGCAAAUGGAGCAGAUUAUGGGCAACUCCCCAUCGCCCGGCACCCCCAAGCCGCCGGCGGCCACCAACGACGACAAGCCGCGGCAACAGCAGCAGCACAGCAACAAGAGGUACCCUUCUUCCGGCACUGGCCACACUACCACCAUGGUUCCUUAUUCCAGAUCGACUCCUCUCUCGAAUCCGAAAUGGAAAAGGGUACUUCUGAAGAUUGGGGGGACUGCAUUGGCUGGAGAAGCUCCUCAUAAUGUUGACCCUAAGGUGAUCAUGCUGAUUGCCAGAGAAGUUCAAGUGGCAUGCCGCCAUGGUGUUGAGGUGGCUAUUCUCAUGGGAGGCCGGAAUGUAUUCUGCGCUGACUCUUGGGUUGCUGCCACUGGCACUGAUAGAGCUUCAACGCAUCCAAUUGGAAUGAUGGCAGCAGUGAUGAAUGCAGUAUUGCUCCAAGCGUCACUAGAAAAAAUAGGUGUGGAGACACGAGUCCAGACUGCACUGAUGAUGCAAGAGGUUGCAGAACCAUACAUAAGGCGGCGAGCUAUCCGCCAUCUGGAAAAAGGAAGGGUUGUUAUCUUUGGUGGAACUGGUGCUGGUACAGGAAAUCCACUUUUUACAACAGAUACAGCUGCUGCACUGAGAGCUUCUGAAAUCAAUGCAGACGUUGUCCUUAAAGGUGUCAUUGGAGAUGAUGAAUAUGGUUGUCCUCCUAGGAGCAACGGUAGUGCACCAUUUGAGCACAUCUCAUUUAGGGAGUUGGCAGCAAGAGGAACCAGCAAAAUGGACAUGACAGCAAUUACAUGUUGUGAGGAGAACAAUAUUCCUGUUGUCAUCUUUAACAUGUUAGAGCCUGGUAACAUGUCCAGAGCUAUUUGUGGCGACCAAGUAGGUACGUUAGUUGACCAGUCAGGAAGGAUAACUUAAUUCACAAGGGGGGUUAACUUUGUUGUAGCAUUGGGACAUUCUUAUUCUCUCACGGCAGCGUGCAUCUUCGUUGAUUGCAUGGAUCUUUGUGGAUGGGAGAGAUGGUAAUGUUCCUCGGAGAGAAGGCUCACACCUUGAUUUGCAUCGGGUGCUCGUUGUUUGUAGCGGCUCUGCCAUGAGAAGUUGUUUGUUUGUAGUAUCUGUCUGUAAUGUGAUGGUUAGACUAGUUGAAGAGCCUUGUAUAAAGUCGUAUUUAUGCCUGCGUAUGGCGUUAGGUCAGGUCAACAGAAUGUUGUAUUGUGCUCUAGUAGUAACUUGUAACGCUGUUGUUGAGCUGUAGUGUUGUACUGUAUUGGAGAAAGGCAUUUUUCUUCCUUC
Molecule: messenger RNA, 1969 nt
Organism: Aegilops tauschii subsp. strangulata
Lineage: Eukaryota; Viridiplantae; Streptophyta; Magnoliopsida; Poales; Poaceae
Biological process (GO): UDP biosynthetic process
Cellular component (GO): cytoplasm
Molecular function (GO): UMP kinase activity
Source: RefSeq, a predicted model, not a curated record